Molecule: messenger RNA, 1548 nt
Organism: Cordyceps militaris CM01
Lineage: Eukaryota; Fungi; Ascomycota; Sordariomycetes; Hypocreales; Cordycipitaceae
Product: mitochondrial cytochrome b2, putative
Exons: 4
Coding region: 1-1548 (515 amino acids)
Biological process (GO): lactate metabolic process
Molecular function (GO): L-lactate dehydrogenase (cytochrome) activity; heme binding
Source: RefSeq, a predicted model, not a curated record
AUGUCUCUCAAAGGUGGUGACGUCGCGCAGCACAACAGCGCCGACUCGUGCUGGGUUAUUGUUCACGGCAAAGCCUACGACGUGACAGAGUUCUUACCCGAACACCCCGGCGGCUCGAAAAUCAUUCUCAAAUACGCUGGCAAAGAUGCGACGGAAGAAUUCGAGCCCAUCCACCCGCCCGACACCCUCGACAAGUACCUCGACCACUCCAAGCACCUCGGCCCCGUCGACAUGAGCACCGUCGAAAAGGCGGCCGACAAGGCCGAUGACCCCGAGGAGAUGGAGCGCAAGGAGCGCGAGGCACUCAAGCCGCUGCUGUCGCAGUGCUACAACCUGCUCGACUUUGAGGCCGUCGCCCGCCGCGUCAUGAAGAAGACGGCCUGGGGCUACUACUCGAGCGCCUCCGACGACGAAAUCGUGCGCAGACCAUUCUCUCUUGACGCGCAAAGUCGCACCAGCAGGCUAACCCAUCCCUUGCAGACACUCCGAGAAAACCACAGCGCGUUUCACCGCAUCUGGUUCCGCCCGCAGGUGCUCGUCGACGUCGAGCACAUUGACUUUUCCACCACCAUGCUCGGCGCCCCAACCGCCGUGCCCUUUUACAUUUCUGCCACGGCCCUUGGAAAGCUCGGGCACCCGGAAGGCGAGGUGGUGCUGACGCGCGCGGCCAAGACGCACGACGUCAUCCAGAUGAUCCCGACGCUCGCGUCGUGCUCGUUUGACGAAAUCGUCGACGCCCGCCGCGGCGACCAGGUGCAGUGGCUGCAGCUCUACGUCAACAAGGACCGCGCCAUUACGGAAAAGAUUGUGCGGCACGCCGAGAAGCGCGGCUGCAAGGGCCUCUUCAUCACCGUCGACGCGCCCAUGCUCGGGCGCCGCGAAAAGGACAUGCGCAGCAAGUUUGACGAGCAGGGGUCCAGCGUGCAGGCCGGCACCAAGACGGACACCAGCCAGGGCGCCGCCCGCGCCAUCUCCUCCUUCAUCGACCCCUCGCUCAGCUGGAAGGACAUUCCCUGGUUCCAGGGCAUCACCAAGAUGCCCAUCAUCCUCAAGGGCGUGCAGCGCGUCGAGGACGUGCUGCGCGCCGCCCAGAUCGGCGUCGCCGGCGUCGUCCUGUCCAACCACGGCGGCCGGCAGCUCGACUUUGCCCCCUCGGGCGUCGAGGUGCUCGCCGAGGCCAUGCCGCUGCUGCGCCGCCACGGCGUCGCCGACAAGCUGCAGGUCUUUGUCGACGGCGGCGUCCGCCGCGCCAGCGACAUCCUCAAGUGUCUUUGCCUCGGCGCCGCCGGCGUCGGCAUCGGCCGCCCCUUCCUCUACGCCAUGAGCGCCUACGGCCAGGACGGCGUCGAACGCGCCAUGCACCUGCUCAAGGACGAGCUCGAGAUGAACAUGCGCCUGCUCGGCGCCGCAUCCAUCAGCGACCUGAACCCCACCAUGGUCGACACGCGCAGCUUGUUUGUCCACACCGCCACGCCCGCCGACAGCCUGUCGCACACCGUCUACGACCCGCUGAUUUCGCCGCCGCAGCGGCCCAAGUCGAAGCUGUAG